Messenger RNA from Iphiclides podalirius (scarce swallowtail), 435 nucleotides. NCBI's taxonomy places the organism in Eukaryota, Metazoa, Arthropoda, Insecta, Lepidoptera, Papilionidae. The record is from the annotation of a GenBank genome assembly.
AUGGAACGUCUGUUUGAUCAAUGGGAGGAAGAUGAAGAACCCCUUCCAGAAGAUGAAUUACCAGAAUAUCUCCGUAAAAAACCAUCAAUAGACUUGACCAAAAUGGAUAUGUCCAAUCCUGAAGCUGUUCUUCAAGCAACUAAAAAAGGCCAAACUGUGAUGAUGUUUGUGUCUGUUGCUAAUAAACCAUCACGAGCUAGAUCUGAAGAGCUUACAAAGAUAUGGCAAGCAAGUCUUUGGAGCAAUCAUAUACAAGCUGAAAGAUACCUUAUUGAUGAUGACAGAGCCAUAUUUAUGUUUAAAGAUGGAUCACAAGCUUGGACAGCAAAAGAUUUUCUUUUAGAACAGGAUGAGCUAAAAGAAGUGCAGUUAGAAAGUCAAACAUAUCCUGGAAAGAAACCAAAUAUAAAGAAUAAUGCUGUACGAGAUGAAUUA